UGGUUUAUUAGAAGUAAGAAAAGAAGAGAAAUGUGGACAAAUGGAGGCCCACACGUAUUAAUUAGCACAAGAGCCGACAGAGCGUGUUGGACACUGAAGCUUCUCCUGCUGGCUUUGAGUGAUGGUGCAUCGAUGUGGUGUCGGAAUAAUCAUAAUCUUUCAAAAUCACGUAUUGUAUAGGCCUAUAUAUAUUUUGCAAACAUGUCAUUUGUAAUAUGGUUAUAACGGUUAGUUUGCUGUCCAUGUAGAGUGAACUAGAUGUCUGCGGGUUGUUUAUAUACUCUGAUUAUGUUUAUCCAACACAUCUUUGUAGCAGCGUCCAUGUUGAUUCCACAUUCAGACUUAAGAGCACAUGAACGCACACUGAAGUCAGAAGAACGACUUCACUACUCGAGGAGCACGUGAACGCGCCGUGAACCACUGGUUGCGAUUUGCAAUCCUCACCACUAGAUGCCACUAAAAUGUACACACUGAACCUUUAAAUGUUACAUUUGAGCCAUAAAGUAAGUCUCUUUUUGGUUUGCACACAGGACUUAAACAGAUGUCUCCUGGGUGAAAGUCCAUCCUUCCACCCCAUCCACAGGGUAAUGAGGCAACAUUUUGCAGAUAAAUUUACGGUGAUCUUUUGAAUACAGGAUGUCUGUGAAGGUUCUGUCAUCCAGGUCAUAGUUAGCCAAAGACGCUCAAAGUCAAGGGCAACUGGACUUGGUUGAAGACACUAGAAGAUGUUUCGUCCCUCAUCCAAGAAACUUCUUCAGUUCUGAAAUGACCAGUAGGAAAACUCAGUCUCUGUGGGACCGUUUGCCAGGAUCAUCGAUCCUGCUGGUUUGUUAGUGCUCCUGGCUGUGGUACGACAGUUGUUAUGGUCGUUAGAACCACCCGUGGCCGCGUCUGAACGACCAUCGUUGGCAUCUUCACGUGAGGCCAAGAGGAAAUGCUUGGUCAGUUUCCUUGGAAGUGAUGAAAGGACAGCAUUGUAAGUGGGGGAUAAGUGGUGGCGUAGACCCCCUCCCCUGUUUAGCCACAGCUUCUCAACCGGGGUAUAGAUGGCUUCUUUGACACCUCUUUCAAACCAUCCAUCCUCUCCGUCUAAAAUGUGCACUUGGUGGUCCUCAAACGUCCUCUGUCCUUCAGAUGUAAAUAAACUGCUGACUCUUGACCUGAGGAGUCGGCCAGUCAACUCUGCCAAAUAUUUGGCAUGCUAGAUAUCUGGCAGACGUCAGCGAUGUGUCAGAAAUGCGUCAUUGAGUAGUUCACACACAACGACUGGCGACCGCCAAUCAACCGCUGAUUUACCCCCGAUCAAAGCUCGAGCUCGCCAAGUGGCAAAUCGAGCUAAAAAUCGUGUAGUGUGAACUAGGCUUUAGUUUCCCCAAUAUACAGGUCUGUGCAUUGGACCACAUACACUCCAUUGUUUUUCUUGUUUUUGGGUGUGCGGUCUUUAGGGUGGACCAGGAUCUGUCUCACUGUGUUCUUGGGUUUAAAAACACAGGGAUGUGAAACUCCAGACACUUAUGGGAUCACAAUGUUGUUGCAUUUGACUUUUUCUCCUCAUCCCCUGUAGUGCUGGUCUUCUUCCUUUACAUUGUAGCCUAUUGCUACUUUUACUUAAAGAUACAAUGUGUAAGAUUUGGCCAGAAAUACAUUUUAAAACAUAAAAAAAUUAACUUACAUAAACAAAAUUUAAAGACAUAAUAGCUCUGAUAUCAUGUUGAAGAUGUAUGUAUGUAUAUCUACUGAAGUUAGCAUGCUAACCAGCUGGCCCUGGCCCACCCCAUGUAGUAAUACCACCUGUGCCUUGAGCUGCAAUAGUGAGUCAAGCUUUUAUGAGGUUAUUAUAAUGAUAAACUCUGUGAUUAGAAAAGAAGAGCAGAAAGAGUAGCCUGACUGAGGGGAGGAUGAGGAGGAGAAAGGAGGUGAAAUGCUGCCUCCUAUUUGUUGCCAGUAACGAUGCAUUCAGUUCAGUUUUAUUAAUGUGGCACCAAUUCAAAACAGAAGUUUUCUCAUUGCACAUACUGUACCUGAAGUAAGAAAGUAAAGAAUCUUCGGUAACAAUUUAGUUGCCUAAGUUUUUUUACACCACUGAAGCACAACCACUGUACAUUCAGUCCAAGGAGAUUAAAAUCUUUUAUUCAGUCCAUGAUUAAUGCAUUCUUGAUUUAGGCUACUUAAAACUUUAACAAUCAUCUAAAAAUAAAUUAAAAUAAAUUAAAUAGCAUUUCGAAAAUAUUGGAUUUUGAAAAAUUGUAUCUUUGAUAAUAGUGCUGUGUUGAGGGGUGAAUAGGGACUAAUGAUCCGCGGGCGCACGCACGCACGCACGCACGCACAGGCAGUUGUCAGUUGCCUUGGCCGCUUUACACGGGCGCAGCUUUGUCAAUGGCCGUAUAUCUUGUGAGAGGAUUAAUGCAGCCUAAAGGUGGAGCAAAAAUUGUGAAGGUUUGUGGCGGACGGGAGCCUAAUCCUUUGAGCUCUUGCGGAGACACACGGAAAGAGAGGAGCGAAAAUGUCGAACUUUGCUAUCGGAUUUGGCGCAUUUUGUGAGGAACUGAUGGGCUGAAGAAUAUUCCCCCCACCCCACCCCCCAAUAACGGGACGUGAGCAUAGACGUCCGUGUUGUAGUCAGGACAAUUUAAUGGCAAUAUUUCAUCAGACAGAGCACCCCAGGGAACAGAAAUGGUGCACAAACUUCUGCUUCACAUCGCUUUAGCAGCAAGCCUCAUCUCACCUGAGCUGUCAGGCACCUCUGCCACCAAAACAAAAGCUCAAGUGAAGAACAACUCAGGUGUGACGCCAGCUGGGGAGUGUGGGACCUGGGUUAAGGAGCCUGAAGGAGGGUAUUUCACCUCACCCAACUACCCUGAGAAAUACCCACCUGAGAAGGAAUGUGUCUACAUCAUAGAAGCCUCUCCCCGACAGUGCGUCGACUUAUUCUUUGAUGAGAAGUAUUCCAUAGAGCCAUCCUGGGAGUGUAAGUUUGACCACAUCGAGGUCCGUGAUGGGCCCUUUGGUUUCUCGCCCAUCAUCGGUCGCUACUGUGGGCAGGAAAUCCCAGCAUAUGUCCGCUCCAGUGGGAGAUACCUCUACAUCAAGUUUGUGGCUGAUAGUGAACUGGAGGCCAUUGGUUUCGCUGCCCGGUAUAACUUCACACAAGAUCCUGAGUUCAAAGACCUCGGGGAACUGCCGGCUCUGCCAUUUUGUGAGUUUGAGCUGAGCGGUCCAGAAGGCUUUGUAGAAUCCACACAGAUAGCCGGAGAGGGCCGGGCGCUGCAGACCGAGGCUGUAGACUGCAGGUGGUACAUCAAGGCUCCACCAAGAGCUAGGAUCUACAUGCGUUUUCUAGAAUAUGAGAUGCACAACUCCAAUGAGUGCAAACGUAACUUUGUUGCCAUCUACGACGGCAGCAGUUCGGUCGAGCACCUGAAGAAUAAAUUCUGCUCCACGGUGGCCAACGAUGUCAUGCUGGCGUCCUCUGUAGGCGUGGUGAGACUGUGGGCAGACGAGGGGAGCAGGAAGAGCAGAUUCAAGAUCCUCUUCACAACCUUCCAUGAACCUCCGUGUGAAGGAGACACUUUCUUUUGCCAUAGCAACAUGUGCAUCAACAACACCCUAGUCUGCAACGGUAUCCAGAACUGUGUUUACCCAUGGGACGAGAAUCACUGCAAAGAGAAGAGGAAAGCCAGUAUCCUGGACACGCUGGAUCACACUAACCUCACUAUCAUUGGUGUAACCUGUGGCCUGGUUAUCAUUCUGCUUAUCAUCUCUGUCAUCAUCCAGAUCAAACAGCCUCGCAAGAAAUACAUCAUCCGCAGAGAUGACUUUGACCCUGCCCUCCUCCAUCCUGGUUUUGAGCCUCCUCACUAUGAGCUCUGCACUCUGCGACGCACCCCAUCCGGUGACCUGACUGACGCCGCCCUGGCUGAGGACUUCGAGAAGUUCCACAAGCUCCGCUGCUCCUCCAAAUGCAUCCGCGACCACCACUGCGGUCAGGAGAGCUUGCAUGGCAGCAUCCAUGGUAGCCGCAGCAAUCUGAGCAUGAGGGAUGCUACCAUUGCAGCAGACGGGGGGGUUCUUGCGCCGCCAGCGUUGCCACCAGUGAUGGCGAGCCAGCAGUCUCCACGCCUCUCCCACCACACUACACCAGCAAGUCGAAGGAGCAUUCUGGUGAUGAAGCAUAGCUAUUCUCAGGACGCGGCAGGGGGGUACAGGGCGGAGGAGGAGGAUGAUAUGAUGAUGAAUGAUGGUCCCACCACCAGCCAGCAUCAUAUGCACCACCAUCAGAUCCACCAUGGCAUGCCAGGGCUGGACCACACUGUCCACCGUACACUGUCUAAUGACUUCUAACAUAAGGCAACACUGAUCACCUCAAUUCUUUAUCUCUUGCAGUUUAAAACUAAUUUAUAAAUUAUAUUUCUGUUUAAUUUGUACAAAUGAAUGCUGAUCUCUUGUUAGUGUUUCUUGGUCUUAUACUCGUCACUAAACAGAAGAUUUACAGUACAAACAAUGUGUAAACAACAGGAAUAGAGAGGACUAGAGAUUGUGAAACACAUGAAGGAAUCCAAGUCACGUAUUUGUGAUUUUACAACACAGGGUUGCACAGUGAAUUGCAAGUUGUAGCCAAAUCAUGCUACACACACAAAGAAGAUAUAAACAAAUAUUUACAUUUACAAUAAAUAAAAACAUAUGGGAAUAUGACACUGUACGGUAGUCACAGGGACACUGUCAAGAUUUGACAGGAAUGGAUCAAAGAAGGAUUUAUAUCCACAGAUACUGAGAUAAUUAAAUUCUUAAUGUUUGAACUCUGGGAUAGAAUAUAUUUAUGACUGCAUUAUAUUUGAGAUUAUUUUAUGAAUGAAUAGUUUGUGCAUUGUAGUGAUCCCUACGUGUACUGCAACACCAAAGCAAGCCAAGUGUCACUAUUGUUAGGCUUUUCCUUUUCCUCCAACAAAAAAAGAUUUUUUCCUGGUGAACACUGGUCCAGAACAAAUAGGAAAAGACAUUCAACAAUAUUAGGAAACAUAUUAGUUACACAGGUGAAAUCAGCACACAGAAACAUGCUUCAUGCAAAAUACAGUUUUGCAGAUACCCUGUGGGCUUAAACAACAUUUUUUAUGUUGUGUAAAUGGAUAUAUGACUUAAUUGUUAGUUUUUGUUCUGGAGUAUUUAUUGAUGUUUAUUUGCCAGAUCAGUUUUUAAAUUUGGAUUGCCCCGCUUUUUUCUGGCAGAUUGAUUUCUGUUGAUUAUGUGUCUGUCUCUAUUUAUUUAUUCCAUUAAAUAUCUUCUUUUUCCUUUA
Messenger RNA from Micropterus salmoides (largemouth bass), 5290 nucleotides. RefSeq names its product neuropilin and tolloid-like protein 1. Bases 2674 to 4341 code for a protein of 555 amino acids. Gene Ontology annotation, molecular function: protein binding. The record is from RefSeq and is a predicted model, not a curated record. The transcript is spliced from 10 exons. Lineage: Eukaryota; Metazoa; Chordata; Actinopteri; Centrarchiformes; Centrarchidae.